AAAGAAAUCAAUCUCCAAGAUGUGUUGGAAGAAAAUGAUUACUAAGAAGGGAUAUUGAAUCAGUAAAUUAUUUAUCUUCAAGUUUAAAACUGGGAACCCCUUUUUUUACUAAACUAAUUGAUAAAAUCACUUCCGAUAAUGGGUCAAUGAUUUAUCAUUCUUCUGAGGCAGAAAACCCACUGACUCAAAGAGGACAACCAGCGUUUCCUGGUGCCAAGUGCCAAAAGUGGGUUUUAAACUUUGAGACAGUAGCACUAGUAAUGUUCUCUCUCCAUUUAUUGCUCAAGAAAGCAGAAGCAGCCUUAAAUUACAUAAAUUAGCAUCUGUUAAGGCCAGAACAUACUCACACACGAAAAAACUCCAGGCGUGGAUCGAACUCAUUUAGCAACUAUAAGAAUCGAUGCUAUCAAAAUACUUGAGUAAAAAAAAAGAAAAAAUAUUGUCUCGGACUUCUUGGAAACUUAUCGCGUGUUGCAUCGACUUCUAAUUUCUACGGAGCCCAGCCUUCCACCGGAAACGAGUUAUAUGUUAGGACUAACUCCAGCCAUUGACACGUCAAUCUUUAAAAAUAUACACUGUCAUGUUUGAUAUAAAUUAUACGCAGUUCAUUUUAUUAUCUGCAGGAUGUUUCAUCGAGUUGCAGAAUCAUUAUCAGUGACUGAUAAGAGUGAGAAACUCUGCGUGGACUUCGCUUCGAUUACAGUAAUCAGUUGUUUUAGGUACACAUAACAACCAUGAAUAUCGUCCUGUGCAUCAUACUACCGUUUGUGGCGGCUUUUCUGUCAACCCAUCAGGAAGAUAUCUCCGACUCUUCAAAUGUUCACCUCAUGCCCUUGGUGCUAGAGAAGGAACCAUCCAAGAAACCACCCGAAAUAAAGAAAACGAGAACCAACAAUGAUGAGGUUGAAGAUAAAACAAUCGAACAAAUAGCUCAUGGUCAGGCCAGCUGGAUAAAUAAUAUUAAGGAUGAGGUUUUGCGUGAAGAAGCUAUAUUCAACGCAUUGAAGGCAGAGAAGAUUGAAAUCAAACAAGCCCACAUGGAAAAUGGGAAACUUUCUGCAAGAGUUGAAAAAUUGAUGCUCGAUCAGUGGGUCGUAAAAUCCCGAAUUAUCAUAGAAUCGAAUGAGGUCCUACUUGGAGCAGAUGCUCCACCAAUAAACUUAAAUUUGACAAAAAGCGAAAGAAGAAAAAUAGGAUUCUUUGAAGAAUCCCGGCGGCGUCGUGAGGCAUUGUGGAACUGGAUCUUCGAGAACAACUCUGCGAAUCCACAAGUGGUAAAAAUUAAAAACAAAAUUGACAUGAGAAAGGAAGACUUUCAGUCGACACAGGAUUUCUCGUUUUAUAUUUCUAUCGCUUUCAAAGAAUUGUCUCUGCAGUUACAUCAUUUCUUAUUCGCUUCUUGGAACGAUCAGAAACCUAUAAAUCUAAUUGAAAAAGAUGUCUCUGCAAGUAGAGCAUUAGAAAUUCUUCUGUCUUUCACAUGUAACGAAACAGCAACUUUGGUAUAAUAUUUUAUGUGUGUAAUAUUAUUCCUCAUAUAUAUAUAUAUUGUCAUUAUUAUAUA
Messenger RNA from Bemisia tabaci, 1564 nucleotides. Lineage: Eukaryota; Metazoa; Arthropoda; Insecta; Hemiptera; Aleyrodidae. The record is from RefSeq and is a predicted model, not a curated record.